Messenger RNA from Plasmodium berghei ANKA, 1635 nucleotides. Its product is annotated as rhoptry-associated leucine zipper-like protein 1, putative. NCBI's taxonomy places the organism in Eukaryota, Apicomplexa, Aconoidasida, Haemosporida, Plasmodiidae. The transcript has a single exon. The record is from RefSeq and is a predicted model, not a curated record. Bases 1 to 1635 code for a protein of 544 amino acids.
AUGAAGGUAUUUAUUUACUUGACAAUCAUUCAACUGAUUGUAUAUUCCUAUAAAUAUGUGGAUGGAUCCAAUGUGAUGUCGAAAUUAAACAAAAGUAAUGAGAAAUAUGUAAAUCAAGAGUUUAACAAUAAAAAUAAUGACGGAUGUAAUACAAAAAAUAAUUAUUUAAUAGAAGAAUAUAGUAAUGAAUCAAAUGAGUUAUCAGAAGAAUCAUAUAUUGAUAAUACAUAUGGAGAAGGAAAAGAAAAAUAUGAUGAAGAUUUAGAAGAAGUAGAUAAAGAAUUUGCAAAUUUAAAUCAAAACAGUUUUGAUGAAAUUAAUAAUCUGAAUUCAAAAGAAGCUAAUAAAAAUCUUAGAAAUAAUAUUAAUGUAUCAAAUUGUGAAAGCAACAAAGAUAGAAAUAAUGGAGUAAAAUAUUUUUCUGAUAUAUUAUACGAAGAAAAAAAAAGAAAAAUAUUGUUAAUUCAUAUUUUGAAAAAUAUAAAAAAAAGUUUACAUAGACAAAAUGAAAACUUUAGAAACUUUCUUUCCUUUUUAAGUGAAAAUUAUGAAAAUUAUGAAAAAUUUACUUUGUUAAAAAAUAGUGCAUAUAUGAAUAAAAAUAAUUUAAAAUAUCCAAAUAUGUCAUUAGGAACUUCAAACUCUGAAACUAUUCAAUCCUUUUUGAGCAUUCAAGAAACAAAUAACAAAUGUCCUAUGAAAUCACAAAAUAACGAAAAUGAUGGAAAUGACGAAAAUAACGAUAUCCAAGAUGAUGAAAAUAAUGAUAUUCCAAAUGAUGAUAAUGGAAAAAAAGAAAAUAAUUCAGAAGAAAUUCAAGAAAUUAUCGAUAUCUUAAAAAAACUUUUAAACUCUAAUAAUAUUUCUUUUCAACAAAAAGAAUAUUUAAAACUAAUUAUUCAAGUUUUAGAAUUAGAAGGUAAUUUAUUAGACAAAGAAAAAAUACAAGUUGAAUUAAAUAAAAAUAUUAUUAACAUAUUAAUGGGUAAAUCAAAUGAGUUAAGAGAUUUAGCAAUCAAGUUAAGUAAUGAAAAUGGAAAUCCUGAAAGUUCACAAAGAGUUGAUUUAGCUCAAAAUAUUGUUUCAAAUCUUUUGAACUUGUCAGUUGAACUAAAAAAUACAGGAAAUAUUGUAUAUAACAAUAUUCAAGGACAAGGGGAGUUACUUCAAAAAAUCGACGAAACUAUGAGUAAAGCAGGAAAUGAAUUAAAAAACAUACGAGUUCAUACUUCAUACAAAGGUAUGAACUCAAAUGAUGACAAUAACGAUAAUGAUAAUAACGAUAAUAAUGAUAAUAACGAUAAUAAUGAUAAUAAUGAUAAUAACGAUAAUAAUGAUAAUAACGAUAAUAAUGAUAAUAACGAUAAUAAUAAUAAUAACGAUAAUAAUAAUAAUAUUAUUGAAGUAGGAAAAGGUAAUAAAUCCAAAUAUUAUAAAAAAAAUAAAUCAAGACAUGGGUUAAAACAAUUAAAAAAAUUAGGAAAUAAUCCAAAUGGAAAAAAUAAUGAUAAUAAAAAAAAUACUUUAAAACAUUUCAAUCUUGAUGAAAAUAUGAAAAAUCAUUUUUUCAAUAUAUUUAAAAAGGAUGAAAUAACUCUCAAGAAAUUAUAUGCAAUGCUUUCUAAUCUAAUUUAA